AUGCGGUCAUUCGCCCGGCUCGCCAGCCUCGUGCUGGCUGCGCUCGCCGCCGUCAAUGCCUCGCCGGUCGUGAUCCGCGCCGACGGCAACGGCACGCUCUCGGAGGAGUUCCCCGUCGAGGCGCGCGACGUCAUCAUCGACCUGCACUCGCGCCAGAACCCGUCGUGGAACUACAACACGCAGAAGAUCCGCGGCGUGAACAUCGGCGGCUGGCUCGUGGCCGAGCCGUGGAUCACGCCGGACCUGUUCGACAACACCGGCGACAACCGCGUCGUCGACGAGUACACGUUUGGCCAGUACGUCGGCAACGCGCGCAGCCGCCUGCAGGCGCACUGGGCGUCGUUCAUCACAGAGAACGACUUCCGGCUGAUUGCGUCGUAUGGCCUCAACCACGUGCGCAUCCCCAUUGGCUACUGGGCCUUUGAGACGAGCGCCGGCGAGCCAUACGUGCGCGCCGACCAGCUCGACUACCUGCGCAAGGGUGUCGGAUGGGCGGCUAAGUACGGGCUGCGCGUGUUCAUCGACCUGCACGGCGCGCCGGGCAGCCAGAACGGCUUUGACAACUCGGGCAAGAAGGGCAACGCCGACUGGUUCUUCAACGACGGCGCCCGCACGCGCGCCAAGAACGCAUGCAUCGCGCUGGCGCAGAUGUUUGCCAACACGCCCGCCGUCACGUCGAUCCAGCUGCUCAACGAGCCGCUGACGACCAACGGCGCCGGCCGCAAGGACUUCACCGACGCCUACUGGCAGGACGCAUACUACGGCGUGCGCUACGCCAACGGCAACACGCCCACGAACUACGUCGUCGGCAUCCACGACGGCUUCAAUGGCGUCGGCGCGUACCGUGGCUUCAUGCAGCCGCCGAACUUCCAGGCCGUCAUGAUCGACACGCACAUCUACACGAUGUUCGACAACGGCGUCAUUGGCCAGUCGCAGGACCAGCGCCUGCGCGGCCUCUGCGCGAACCGCCAGUCGCUCGCGGCCUCGCAGAAGAACCUGUGGACGGUCGUUGGCGAGUGGACGCCGGCUUUCACUGACUGCGCCAAGUACCUGAACGGUCGUGGCGUGGGUGCCAGAUACGACGGCACCUACCCGGGCUCGACGUACCGCGGUCGCUGCGACGGCACGAAGACGGGCGACGGCAGCCAGUGGUCCGCGACCUACAAGAGCUAUCUCAAGCGCAUGUUCGACACGCAGCGAGACAUCUACGAGCGGAGCAGUUCAGGGUGGAUCGCCUGGACGUAUAAGGCUCCGCAAGCAGCAGACUGGUCGUACUCCAGACUCGUUCAGUUGGGCGUAGUGACCACCAAUCUCAAUGAUCGCGGUAACGUCUACUGCUAG
Tilletiopsis washingtonensis is the source of this 1341-nucleotide messenger RNA. RefSeq names its product putative EXG1-exo-beta-1,3-glucanase, major isoform. Gene Ontology annotation, biological process: glucan catabolic process. Gene Ontology annotation, molecular function: beta-glucosidase activity. Bases 1 to 1341 code for a protein of 446 amino acids. The transcript has 6 exons. Gene Ontology annotation, cellular component: cell surface; extracellular region. The record is from RefSeq and is a predicted model, not a curated record. NCBI's taxonomy places the organism in Eukaryota, Fungi, Basidiomycota, Exobasidiomycetes, Entylomatales.